Procambarus clarkii (red swamp crayfish) is the source of this 774-nucleotide messenger RNA. The record is from RefSeq and is a predicted model, not a curated record. NCBI's taxonomy places the organism in Eukaryota, Metazoa, Arthropoda, Malacostraca, Decapoda, Cambaridae.
AUGCCCACUAAACACAGUAAACAGCUUCACCACUCCUAUAAGACGCCCACUAGACACAGUAAACAGCUUCACCACUCCUACAAGACGCCCACUAGACACAGUAGACAGCUUCACCACUCCAACAAGACGCACACUAGACACAGUAGACAGCUUCACCACUCCAGCAAGACGCCCACUAGACACAGUAGACAGAUUCACCACUCCAGCAAGACGCCCACUAGACACAGUAGACAGUUUCACCACUCCUACAAGACGCCCACUAGACACAGUAGACAGCUUCACCACUCCAACAAGACGCCCACUAGACACAGUAUACAGCUUCACCACUCCAACAAGACGCCCACUAGACACAGUAGACAGCUUCACCACUCCAGGGAGACGCCCACUAGACACAGUAUACAGUUUCACCACUCCUACAAGACGCCCACAGACACAGUAGACAGCUUCACCACUCCAACAAGACGCCCACUAGACAAAGUAGACAGCUUCACCACUCCUACAAGACGCCCACCAGACACAGUAGACAGCUUCACCACUCCUACAAGACAGCCACUAGACACAGUAAACAGCUUCACCACUCCUACAAGACAGCCACUAGACACAGUAGACAGCUUCACCACUCCAACAAGACGCCCACUAGACACAGUAUACAGCUUCACCACUCCAACAAGACGCCCACUAGACACAGUAGACAGCUUCACCACUCCAGGGAGACGCCCACUAGACACAGUAUACAGUUUCACCACUCCUACAAGACGCCCACAGACACAGUAG